CCACACCUCAGUGAUCUGGGAAACACGGAGUCAUUUCCACUCUCAGCUACAAGAGCUGCUUCACUUCAACCGUUCGCCGGGACUGCUUUUACACACAAGAUUCAUCUCCAACAGAACUGCCUCACAUAAACCUCACAAUAUCCUACAGAAUCCACUGGAAACCAGGGGCCCAGAAUAAUACGGGAAUAAGGGGUCUUUUGCAUAAACCUAAAGCAACAACGUCCUCACUGAUCCUGUCAGUGAUUGGGACGGAGCUUUUUGGACAAGCCACAGCUUCUGUCGCUGAGUGUUGAGGAUUAGAUUCUCUCUCGAGCUCUUCUCCAACGGCCUGCAGGGUGGCGAGAGAGAGCGGUGAACCCAACCGGUGUGUGCCGGAGAUGAGUGCGUUCUGGCAUAAGAUUGGCUGCUGUGUGGUAGCCAAACCUCCUCCGAAAAAGAAGCGGAGGAGAAUUGACCGCAGCAUGAUUGGAGAGCCCACAAAUUUCGUUCAUCUGACACACAUAGGCUCUGGUGAAAUGGCAGAUGGCAUGCAGCCGUCCGGCCCGAUAAAGGAACAAAUGAGAUCCAAAGUGCCUCACGCCAAUGGACGAAACAGCCUGUUAUAGCCUCUUUACCUGAUGUUUUUAAUUUCUUACCCAAAGUAUCCCUCAGCCUAAACGCAGCACUGUACCAAAUGAGGACAACGCAAGCAGAUUUUCAAUACAAACUAAUUGACAACCUCCAAAUAUUGCUGCAGCUACAACAAGGUUUGUGUUUUGGAUCCUCUGGGAUGAUUCAGAAGAGACGGAGGUUUGUCCCCUGUAAACUAAGACUGUUAUUGAAUUUCAUUGGAUUGUAUGCGAGUGUGAAUGUGCUUGUGUGUGUUUGAGACACCGGCUGUGCUUGCGAUGGAAUAGGCUCUUAUCUUUGACUGCCUUCCUAAAAGUUAUAACUGGCAUGUUUGUCGUUGAUAAGGAUGUGUGCAAAUGUGUGUUUGUUUUGUAAUGGAAAUGUAUGCGCACCUUUACCAUUACAGUGUCUCCAACUGCUUGUCGUUAAAGGGAUAGUUCACGCCAACAUUAAAAUUUGCUGUCAGCUUUUUUGCCUUCAGGUUAUCUGAGAUGUAGGUGACACUUUCUUUUUUUUCUUUUUUUUUUUUUUGACUGUGGUCUUUGGGAAUUUUAUAAAAUGCACUUUGAGUUGGAAAUCAUAUACAAGUAAAGCGAUUAAAAAAACUGAACAUUGUUUACAAUAUUACCUUAAAUGCAUGACCUUAGCAAACAAUCCUGAGCAUGUUCGGCUUCAGAAGAUCUUAAUGUGUAGUUAUGAAUCACAAGCAUAACUUUAUAUAUAUUUAAUAGGGAAAAUGAAUAGUUCAAAUGCAUAAACCAAAGUGUCGUCAGAAAUUUAAUCCUAAAAUAAGCAUUUUCCCUUCGCUUCCUGUGUUUCUGAUCAGAUAUUUCACCUUUAAAGCCAAUGAAAAUAAUCUAUUGUUUGCCAAAGGCUAAAUAUUAGAGAAAGUCUACGAUCUGUUUAUUUGAGUAGAGGCAAAACGACACUAAACUGAACAUCUUUUGCGAUAUUACCUUAAAUGCAUAACCUCAGCAAACAAUCCUGAGCAUGUUUGGCUUCAGAAGAUCUCAAUAUAGUUAUGAACCACAGACAUACGUUUAUUUAGUUUUGAUUAAUCUAUAUGAAGAGUUCGAAUGCAAAACUCUAAGUGUCAUCUAAAAUUUAAUCCUAAAAUUAGCAUUUUUCCCUCAGCCUCCUGUGUUUAUGGUCAGAUAUUUCACUUUAAAGGCAGUGAAAAUAACCUAUUGUUUGUAAAACUACAAGAAACUGAACAUCAUUUACAAUAUUACCGUAAAUGCAUAACCUCAGCAAACAAUCCUGAGCAUGUUCGGCUUCAGAAGAUCUUAAUAUGUAGUUAUGAAUCCUGAUUAUAACUUUUAUUAUUCCCUAAUAAAUAUAUAGAGAGUUCAAAUGCAUAAACCUAAGCAUCGUCUGAAAUUUAUUCUUAAAAUUAGUAUUUUUCCCUCCACCUCCUGUGUUUCUGAUCAGAUAUUUCACCUUAAAUCCAACAAAAAUAAUCUAUUGUUUGCCAAAGCCUAAGUAUUAGAGAGAGUCAACAAUCUGUUUAUCUGAGUAGAGGCAAAACGACAAGAAACUGAACAUAAUUUACAACAUUACCUUAAAUGCAUAACCUCAGCAAACAAUCCUGAGCAUGUUUUGCUUCAGAAGAUCACAAUGUGUACUUAUGAACCACAGACAUACGUUUAUUUAGUUUUGAUUAAUCUAUAUGAAGAGUUAGAAUGCAAAAACCUGUGUCAUCUUAAAUUUAAUCCUAAAAUUAGCAUUUUUCCCUUCAGCCUCCUUUGAUUAUGGUCAGUAUUUCACCUUAAAAGCAAUGAAAAUAACCUAUUGUUUGCCAUAAAAGUGAAAUUACAGAACCUACACAUAUAGGAGCCUAAGAAAACUGGCCAUUUUAGAAGAGAAUUUCAGAUGGAGGUUUUUGCAUCUAAACUCUUCAUGUAAUGUAGUCUUGGAUGGCCUGAGGACAUCUGAAUUUACAGCAAUUGUUUAUUUUUGGCAGAAUUAUUUCUUUAACAGUUGCACAAUUUUUUGCUGAUUGAUGUAUGAUUAUUAAAAAAGCCCCUCUGGUAUGUGUAUAGUGGGUAGAUAUAGUGUGAUGUUUUAGUUUUCUUUCUUUUUUUUUAACUUUGCAUUAAUAAACCAAACACAUUUACUUUAUAACUCUAAAGAAAUGGAUACCAAACAAACAUGACCCAAUACUCAUCAUUUACUCACUUUUAAGUUGUUCCAAAAUCAGAUGUUUUAUUUUUUUCAUGCAGGACAUGACGUGGUGCCUUUUGUAUGUUGUAGUCCAUGUUUUUUUUUUUAGUUCUACAUUUGCUAAAGUUUAAGACAUUUAUUCUCUAAUAAUCGCUCAUUCAAGUCAGCUGUUAGUUAAAAAGUUCAUGUGACAGGACUGCUGAAUUAGGGAAAAUAAUCUUAUGGCUUCAGCUAAAUUACUUUAUUUUUGUCGGCCAUAUUUGGUUUAAAUAACAAACUAGGAAAAAAAGAGAGAUUUUCUUACUUUGUCUUGUUUCUAGUUAAAAUAUCCAAAACUAUUUUAAUCAAGAAACAGAAGUGUUAUCUUGUUUGCAGGAAGUCAAAUUUAAGUCAGUUUUUCCUUCUAACAAGCACAAUAAUCUGCCAGUUUGAUGAGCAAAAUGUUCUUGUUUUCAGUUAAUUUUGCUCACCCCACUUCCAGAUAUCUAUUGCUUGUUUAAAAUUAAGUCAAUUUGACAGUUCCAAGUUACAAUGGCUUCACUUACGUAGUUUUUAAGAAAAGCCAACUUGUUACUUACGCAAGUAAACCAAUUGCCUUAAAAGCAACUACACUGGAGAUAUUUUUGCUGCUUAAAACUAGUUUAAAAUGAGCUGAAUCAACACAAUUGAGGUUUUUUUGGACAACUUCAUUUUUUUUUUUUUUUUACAAAUUUAAGUUGACUAAACAUAAGACAAUUAAGUUAAUAUAAUCGAUUGGUUUUGAGAUAACACGAAGAAAUCAUGUGGAAUCCAGCAUUUUUUUUUCAGUGUAAUCACUUUUUACAGUGUAUGCCUGUCUUGUUUUCAGAAAAAAAUAAACAAGUAACAGAAGUAUUAAUUUUGACUUCGUGUAAACAAGAUAAGUCAGUUUUUCCUCCUAACAUGCCAGUUUGAUGAGCAAAAUGAUCUUGGUUUCAGUUUAUUUUGCUCACCCAACUUCCAAAUUAUAUUGCUUGUUUUAAGGAAAAACGCUUAAUUUAACUGUAAAAAUAGAUGUUAACUUAAUUUUUAUAAAAAUGCCAAUUUUACACACUUUUUAAAAAUAAAGUUAUGUCAAUUUGACAGUUCCAAGUUACAAUGGGUUCACUAGUUUUUAAGUGAACUUGUUACUUACGCAAGUAAACCAAUUGCCUUAAAAGCAACUACACUCAAAGAUAUUUUUGCUGCUUGUUCAUAUCACUUGUUUAAAAUGAGCUGAAUCAACACAAUUCUUGAGUUUUUUUGGGGACAACUUAAUUAUCUUAUGUUUAAUCAACUUGAAUUAAGUUAACUUAAUCCAUUUGUGUUGCGAUAACAUGAAGGAAUCAUGUGGAACCCAGCAUUUUUCAGUGUGAUCGCUUUUUACAGUGUGUGACUGUCUUGUUUUCAGAAAAAAAUAAACCUACACCGUAAAAAAAAAGUUGACUCAACUAAAAAUUGUAAGGCAACUCGCUGUAGAGCUUUUUUUUUUUUUUUUUUUUUUGUUGACUCAACUUAAAUCAAGUGCUGUGCUUGGGUUGAAAGUUGAAUCAAACCAAAAAAGUCCUGCAGCAAGUUGACUUACAAUUGAGUUAAGUCCAUUUUUCUUUUUUCUUUUUUUUUUUUUUUUAAAGAGUAGAAAAAGCUGCUUGAUUCUCAGUAAUUGUUCGAUCUUUUCACUAGAAAUGAGACAAAACCUCUUAAGAGAAACACUUUUUUUAAAGUGGAUUAUUUAAAAUUAAAUUUCUUACUUCUCCAUCCAUAAAUAUUAUCAGCAUUUAAUUUUGGAACAGUGUUCGGUUGAGUAAAUGAGUUUCAUGUUCAGGUGAUUUGUUCUUUUAAACCCUAAGUAUUAGAGAAAGUCUGCUAUCUGUUUAUCAGAGCGGAGACUUUGAGCGGCGGAUAAGAGUCGGGCUGUGUGCCAGCAGAGAGAGAGCGAGAGAGAGCGAGAGAGACUGCCCUUUGUCAUUUAAACAUCACAUUAUUCUCACUUUCACACGUCAAGCUCCACCCGACACAAGCUGAACACACACACACUCUCUCUGUUUCCAGUCUUCACACAACACCAGCGUUAAAUCCCUCACACACACACACACACACUUUCUAUACUCUGUACUUUAUUUCUGAAUUCCUCUGUGUUGCACAAUGUUAGGCUGAUGUGAUGUUGUUUGCUUGUGAUUGUGAUGUUUUAUUUGAAACCCAGACUGUACUUUGGAUCUUUGCUGUAAUUUGUUAGCAAAUGUUAUAGGAUGGGGGAAAACGAAGCUUUCAGAAUGUGCAUGUUGCUGUAGGAAUCUAAUGUUUGACUGUAUUUUUUAAAUCUUUUUUGGUGUGUGUGUGUAAAUGCAUUUCAUUCUUAGCUGAGAGUGUGUAGAGGAACAUGCAGAUUUUUGCAACUCAGCCAAAGACCUCAGCAGCUCCUUUAACUUAAUUAUACGCGUUGCUUACAGAUUUGUUCACUUGUGUUUCGUUUGUGUGACUGUGUGCUUGAGUGUCUGUCUUGCUUUUUAAAGCCGUGAUGUUUGUGCGACGCACUCAUUUGGCUCAUUUUUGAUACUUCUCUUUUAUUCUGUUUUUAUAUUUUAGUCUGUUAGUCGAACUGAUUGAUUGUGAUCAAAUGGGAGCAGUAAUAGUGUGUUCUGUUCAUACGGCACGGUGUUAUGUUGAUGCAUCCUUUAUUUUUGUUGUUGUGCUUUUGAUUUGUAACAAUACAGUUGUACAAUGAA
Messenger RNA from Danio aesculapii, 5495 nucleotides. It is a transcript of the gene cdc42se1, whose product is annotated as CDC42 small effector 1. Gene Ontology annotation, cellular component: plasma membrane. The coding region runs from base 378 to 605 and encodes 75 amino acids. The record is from RefSeq and is a predicted model, not a curated record. Gene Ontology annotation, molecular function: small GTPase binding. Lineage: Eukaryota; Metazoa; Chordata; Actinopteri; Cypriniformes; Danionidae. Gene Ontology annotation, biological process: regulation of Rho protein signal transduction. The transcript is spliced from 5 exons.